GCUUGAUUCCUUUGUUUACAAUGAGCGACAACAAGUGUGACAUCAACACCCAGAGUGGUGGGCAUGGCCAAUGCACAGACCGAUGAACAGACAGGCAGACAAGCGACAAACAGAUAAGAGACCCAUCCUCACUCACUCUCUGUGUGUGGAUGUCUGUGUGUGUGUGUGUGUGCAGGAAUGAGUUCCUUGUUCGACAACCAGACCGUGCGGCCGUUCACGUCAGACGAUGCCCAACCCACUGACAUCAACACCCAGAGUGGUGGGCAUGGCCAAUGCACAGAGCGAUUAACAGACAGGCAGACAAGCGACGAACAGAUAAGAGACCCAUCCUCACUCACUCUCUGUGUGUGGAUGUCUGUGUGUGUGUGUGUGCAGGAAUGAGUUCCUUGUUCGACAACCAGACCGUGCGGCCGUUCUCGUCACACGAUGCCCAAACCACUGACAUCAACACAGACAACCAGAGUGGUGGGCAUGGCCAAUGCACAGACCGAUGAACAGACAGGCAGACAAGCGACAAACAGAUAAGAGACCCAUCCUCACUCACUCUCUGUGUGUGGAUGUCUGUGUGUGUGUGUGUGCAGGAAUGAGUUCCUUGUUCGACAACCACAACGUGCGGCCGUUCACGUCAGACGAUGCCCAAGCCACUGACAUCAACACCCAGAGUGGUGGGCAUGGCCAAUGCACAGACCGAUGAACAGACAGGCAGACAAGCGACAAACAGAUAAGAGACCCAUCCUCACUCACUCUCUGUGUGUGGAUGUCUGUGUGUGUGUGUGUGCAGGAAUGAGUUCCUUGUUCGACAACCAGACCGUGCGGUCGUUCACGUCAGACGAUGCCCAAGCCACUGACGUCAACACCCAGAGUGGUGGGCAUGGCCAAUGCACAGACCGAUGAACAGACAGGCAGACAAGCGACAAACAGAUAAGAGACCCAUCCCCACUCACUCUCUGUGUGUGGAUGUCUGUGUGUGUGUGUGUGCAGGCGACGAGAGCACUACGUCGUACCGCCAGUGGAACGUUGAUGCUGCAACUGCCAAGCCGCCCACAAACACACAUACUGCCAGUGCCGGUGAAUAGCUGCAUAUUCCCAUCAACACACCAGUGCACCAGUGAGUAUGUGUUUGUCUGAACAGGUCGCUCGGCUCCAUUCCUUCGCCGAAGUCUCGUCGGACCGACAGAUGUAACUCACAUGCAUGCCGACGAACGUGACUCGCAUUCGUGCCGAAGGAUUGUGUCUUUGCAUGCAGUCGGUGUACCAUGAGGAAGGCGGGGCCAUGACAAUGGAGCAGUGUCGCGAGAUGAAGCUGACGGAGGAGGGCAAGGCUCGACGUCACCUCGCUGUGGCGCGGGACCUUGCCCGUCUCGGACGUCCGGCAGGCUUCUCAGAAGACGACUAUAUCAGCGUCAUAUUCGAGAUGCGCGACAAACUGCCAGAGGAGACCUGGAGCGAACUGUUUGAAGGUCAGGUUACACAAUGCGGAGAGUGUGUGUGUGUGUGUGUGCAUGUGUGUGUGUGUGUGUGUGUGUGCAUGUGUGUGUGUGUGUGUGUGUGUAGGCAUUGUUGAGAAGUACUACCGCACGAGAGACUUCAUGCAGCCCGCGCCGCUCAUACUCCAUCGCGCAGACACUGCACCCAAUCUGACGACAUCUACUGAGGUGAUUGAUCAGCGUGUGUGACACCAAGUGUGUGUGACACAACUCUUUGUCUGUGACAAGUCAGGCUGUUGGAAGUGCCGCCCCGACCGGCUAGCACCAAGUGAGAUACCACGAGACCAAGAGUCUGGCCGAAACGAGACAGAUCGCACAUACAGACAGACAGAGAAGGACAAUGCAUGCAUGCAGCAUCGCUCUGCCCGUCUCAGUGAGUGGCUGCGUGAGUGACCGAGUGCGGGCAAACGACUGCUUGUGUGUGUCGGUGUGACACGUGUGCGCAUGAAUCCAUGAUUGUGACCUGGCUUGCAUGUCGUCCAAUGACAUGGCCAUUAACUAAUCGACAUCCACG
This is a messenger RNA of Vitrella brassicaformis, 2001 nucleotides long. Lineage: Eukaryota; Vitrellaceae. The record is from the annotation of a GenBank genome assembly.